Protopterus annectens (West African lungfish) is the source of this 1310-nucleotide messenger RNA. Its product is annotated as uromodulin-like. The record is from RefSeq and is a predicted model, not a curated record. Gene Ontology annotation, biological process: neutrophil migration. The transcript is spliced from 12 exons. The coding region runs from base 51 to 1295 and encodes 414 amino acids. Gene Ontology annotation, cellular component: apical plasma membrane; cell surface. Lineage: Eukaryota; Metazoa; Chordata; Ceratodontiformes; Protopteridae.
CAAGGUUUGAUUCCCAGACAGGUCCAUUGAGAGAGAACUACACUAGCAAGAUGAACACUUUGCUGUUAAGCAUUAUUUUAGUCACCAGCUUCAUUAAACCAGGCUUUUGCUGUUCAAACACAUCAUCUACCAUCUCAUCUGCUAACAAAGACUGUACAACAUGUAGCCAAAAUGCACUUUGUACAAUAAGCGGAUCUUCACUGACUUGUACUUGCAAGAGUGGCUUUGUCGGGGAUGGCUUCAUCUGUUAUGAUGAAACCACGUGCAGUCCAACCUGUUGUACUUAUGGUUAUAGCUGGAAUGGAAGCUGCUGCAUACCAGACACAAAUUGCUCAUCACCAUGUGCUCAGGAUGAAAUCUGUACAAAUACUGCAUCGGGAUGGACCUGUUUAUGUAAUAAGUCCUUAUACUAUAAAGAUCCAACACUGAAUGCAAAGUUUGAUUGCACACUAAAGAUGAGAAUAUAUGUGCUCAAAUGCCAAGCAGAAACUCUAGGGUUUAAUACAUCCACUAUGCACUUGAUAGAUCCAACUUGUACAGGGGUUGAGUCAAUUGUUGGCGGCCAGAGAAUUGUAGCAAUUGAAUUUAAUCAUACUGCACAGGAGUGUGGCACUACAUUUCAGAGCGAUGGGAGUUUGUCAUUCUCCAAUGUCAUGUAUAUCGACCCAGCUGUUUCAGUUGUUAUCACUGCAGCGCCUAAAAAUGUCACAUUUACCUGCAACUACCCUAUGAAUUUGGAGCUGAGUCUGGAUCUUGCCAUAAACCCCACUCAAGCAACAGCCAGUAAUGGACCGAGCAGCAUUGUUAUCUCGGGAAGCUCUUCAUUCACAGUCCAAAUGUUAUUGUUCAAGGAUGAUUCAUUCUCAAGCCAGUAUGCUCAAGGGGCUCCUAUUGCACUGACUGUAGAGACCCCACUUUACAUCUCCGUGAGAUCACCAGAUGCUAAUGGUCUUAUUUUUGCUCUGCUACUAAAGACUUGCUAUGCAAAUCCUUCUCCCUAUGGAAAUGGUUCUGUUAGCUUCGUCUUCAUCAAAGAUUUCUGUCCUGUGGCUGGUGUUCCUGGAUUGUCAGUGAUAGCAAAUGGCGCUUCUCUUGAGAGCCGAUUGAAGUUCAACCUGUUCAAAUUUGUCAACUAUCCCAGUGUCUAUAUCUUUUGUAGCAUACAGUUCUGUGAUCACAGAAGUGCAUCUUGUAUACCUACAUGCGGCGCAAAAGAAUUGCCCGAAGGAAAAGGUUCACAAGACACACUUGUCAGAAAUGGUCCUAUUGAGUUGAAAGGUAUGUACAAACUUUAAUACUGCUUGGUGCUU